AUGAUUUCCUGUGUGAUCUGUGUCGGCUUAUUAGCAACGUCUAUUUUCUUGGGCAUCAAGUUCUUCCAGGUGUCCUCUCUUGUAAUGAAUCAUCAGGAAAAACUCAUGCAGCAGGACAGAGCCUUGCUGAACCUCACACAAUUGCAGAGAAAGCAAACUCUGCAGUUGGAAAACUGCCAAGCCUUGUUACAAAGAUCUCUCCAUUCAGGUAGUAACUGCAGUUCUUGUCCACACAACUGGAUUCAGAAUGGAAAAAAUUGUUACCAUGCCUUUGAACGUUGGGAAAUAUGGAGCAGCAGUAAGGAGAAUUGUUUAAAAGAGGGUGCUAAUCUUCUUCAAAUAGACAGCAAAGAAGAAAUGGAUUUUAUUAUCAACAGCAUGUGGAAGCUCAAAGGAGGAGAUGAAUACUGGGUGGGAGUAUUUCAGGAGAGACUCAGUGGUUCCUGGUUCUGGCAAGAUGGCUCCUCUCCUCUCUCUGACUUGUUGCCAACAGUGAGACAGCUAUCAGCCAUCCAGGUCUGUGGAUACCUCAAAGACCAUAGCCUCAUCUCAGAUGAGUGCAGCAGCUUGAAAUAUUUUAUCUGUGAGAAGAAUGUAUUUGGGUCCUGCAACUGAAAAAUACAACUCAAAGCCACCUCUGUGACACAAGUGUUUGAAAGAGGUCAAAGAGCAAAUAAAGGUGAAGAUUGGUAUGUGGCCUAUGAAGGCUAAUUUGCUUCAGAUUUACACUUGGCAAUAUUCUUCAAUGCUUUUCAUAUUUCCAUUGACUCUGCCCACGGUACCAAGGAGAAAAUUGAUUUAGAGCUACAUAAGACCUGAUUCAUUGAGAACAAAGAAGAGAAAAUGAUUUCCUGUCUGUUUAAAAGUCCAAAGUGACUAUGCAUACUACACAGAAAUCUAGUUGUCCUUAUGGGAGUUCUUGCAGUAAUCCCUGAUUUGUUUUUUAAUAAAGAAAUCUACCUACUAUACUCACAACUGACAGAAU
Acomys russatus (golden spiny mouse) is the source of this 985-nucleotide messenger RNA. RefSeq names its product C-type lectin domain containing 9A (gene Clec9a). The transcript is spliced from 5 exons. Gene Ontology annotation, biological process: receptor-mediated endocytosis. Gene Ontology annotation, cellular component: cell surface; membrane. NCBI's taxonomy places the organism in Eukaryota, Metazoa, Chordata, Mammalia, Rodentia, Muridae. The coding region runs from base 1 to 615 and encodes 204 amino acids. The record is from RefSeq and is a predicted model, not a curated record.